Homo sapiens (human) is the source of this 14005-nucleotide messenger RNA. RefSeq names its product ST8 alpha-N-acetyl-neuraminide alpha-2,8-sialyltransferase 5 (gene ST8SIA5). Bases 546 to 1784 code for a protein of 412 amino acids. NCBI's taxonomy places the organism in Eukaryota, Metazoa, Chordata, Mammalia, Primates, Hominidae. The transcript has 8 exons. Gene Ontology annotation, cellular component: Golgi membrane. Gene Ontology annotation, molecular function: alpha-N-acetylneuraminate alpha-2,8-sialyltransferase activity; sialyltransferase activity. Gene Ontology annotation, biological process: glycosphingolipid biosynthetic process; glycoprotein biosynthetic process. The record is from RefSeq and is marked reviewed.
AUCGGCAGAACCGGAGGCCAACCUUCGCGAUCCCUUGCUGCGGGCCCGGAGAUCAAACGUGGCCCGCCCCCGGCAGGGCACAGCGCGCUGGGCAACCGCGAUCCGGCGCCGGACUGGAGGGGUCGAUGCGCGGCGCGCUGGGGCGCACAGGGGACGGAGCCCGGGUCUUGCUCCCCAUUGGCCGCCACCUCGGCGGGAGGGGCCGCCUCCGGCUCGUGGCACCUGGCGUCUCCCCUCCGCGGGGAAAUCGGCGGCUACCCGGCACCGGCGCCUGGAGGUAAAGGUACCCGGGGGUGGGGAAGGCCCCUGGCCGCGGCAGAGCUCCCUGCCACCGGCCCUGUCCUGCUUGCCGCCCCAGCGCCUGCGACGCUUGGAUGCCCCCAGCUCCGGCCGCGCCAACCAGAAACUUUGCCCCUCGAAGUCCCCCGCCUGCCUGACCGCACCGUGAGGCGCCAAGUCGGCCGCGCGCCCCCCGGGGCCCCGGAACCCCGCGAGUCAUUGCCUGGCCGCCCCGUACCCCGCGCCCGCGGCGCCCGGUAGCCAGGAUGCGCUACGCGGACCCCUCGGCCAACCGGGAUUUGUUGGGGAGCCGAACUUUGCUCUUCAUCUUCAUCUGCGCCUUUGCCUUGGUGACCUUGCUGCAACAGAUCCUGUAUGGCAGGAACUACAUUAAGAGAGGCCUCCAGUUUGGUUGGCAGAGUGGUGACCAGCUGACCAAUUGGACGGGGCUCUUUAAUGUCACGGAUGAUCCAGCAGUGCAGAGCGGCAGUGACUCCAGCUCCAGGUACUUUGAAUUUUAUGAGGGGCCUUUUGAAUAUAACUCCACAAGAUGCCUGGAGCUGAGGCACGAAAUAUUGGAAGUGAAGGUGCUGUCCAUGGUGAAGCAGUCAGAGCUGUUCGACAGGUGGAAGAGCCUCCAGAUGUGCAAAUGGGCGAUGAACAUCUCUGAGGCCAACCAGUUCAAGUCUACUCUGUCCAGGUGCUGCAACGCCCCUGCCUUUCUCUUCACCACCCAGAAGAACACUCCCCUGGGGACAAAGCUCAAGUAUGAGGUGGACACCAGUGGCAUCUACCACAUCAACCAGGAGAUCUUCCGCAUGUUUCCCAAGGACAUGCCCUACUACCGGUCCCAGUUUAAGAAGUGUGCUGUAGUGGGCAACGGAGGCAUCUUGAAGAACAGCCGCUGCGGGAGGGAGAUCAACAGCGCCGACUUCGUCUUCCGGUGCAACCUGCCCCCCAUCUCAGAGAAGUACACCAUGGAUGUGGGGGUGAAGACGGAUGUGGUCACUGUGAACCCCAGCAUCAUCACAGAGAGGUUCCACAAGCUGGAGAAGUGGCGGCGGCCGUUCUAUCGCGUGCUGCAGGUGUACGAGAACGCGUCGGUGCUGCUGCCUGCCUUCUACAACACGCGCAACACCGACGUGUCCAUCCGCGUCAAGUACGUGCUGGACGACUUCGAAUCGCCGCAAGCUGUCUACUACUUCCAUCCGCAGUACCUGGUCAACGUGUCGCGCUACUGGCUCAGCCUGGGGGUGCGCGCCAAGCGCAUCAGCACCGGCCUCAUUCUGGUCACUGCGGCGCUGGAGCUCUGUGAGGAGGUGCACCUCUUUGGCUUCUGGGCCUUCCCCAUGAACCCCUCGGGCCUCUACAUCACUCACCACUACUAUGACAACGUCAAGCCGCGUCCCGGCUUCCACGCCAUGCCCUCUGAGAUCUUCAACUUCCUGCACUUGCACAGCCGAGGCAUCCUCCGCGUGCACACGGGCACCUGCAGCUGCUGCUGAUGGCUGCCAGCCAGGCUGCCCGGCAAGCGGCGCCCCCUCUCCUGCUGUCCCUCCUGGUGGAACUGGGAGCCCCGAACCGGGCAGCGUGGGGUCCUGGCGUUCAGGCUGUCUCUCCCUCCAUUGUUCAGCUCUGUACUUGGAUCCUGGGGUAGGGAGGCAGGGUUAGGAACCGGGGCAGAGUCAGCUCUGUGCUGAGCCUCCUGGCCUGGCCCCCACCGGUGCAUCCGCCCAGUGCGUCCACCUGCCCUGGCUAGCAUGCUGCUGGGCCACACCCCAAGAUCAGGGGCCCUGGGGACGGCAAGUGAAUAAAGCACAUUUCCACCCAAUUUUGUCAUCCGAGAGAGAGCACAAACUGCAGGCCCUUGUUGCAGCUGAAGGAAGACCCUACAGAGAAUGGAAUUGAGAGUGGAGACAGGACACUUCACAGGACACUUGAGCACAGUCAAGAUUUUAUUCACACUUUUGGUUCCUGUGUUUUAUAUCGAAGACUUAGCUAUGAAUUGCUAUCUAAAUCUCAGAGCUUAGAAGCCAACCCAGUGACUAGACCUUCCAGUGAAGAAAGUGAUCUCAAGAGGUCCAGGGACUUAACAGCCAAGCCACACCACCCGACAGGUUCUUCUGUGACACCGAGAGAUCUAACCCAAGGCCUGGGUUAUGUCUUAGUCGAGACAUCAUCAUCUGAGAAGCACCACAUCCUUUCAGACACAUCCUCGGACACACAUGCGGUCUUGGUGCCCCCAGGUUCAAUCCUGCGUUAGCUCUUUUGAUGAGAAGGAAAUAAACCAAACCAGCCACUUGCACUAUGGCUUCCAAGCCAAUGUUAUUGACUCAAUAAGUGCUUAGCAAUUGGCUUCCUCUUUUGUCUUCCUAUUUUCAGCUCCAUUUAAACCAGGAGUUAUUUAUAAAGACCUCUUCCUCUCAUGUCUCUGAAUCCUGCAGAAUCCUGCUGUAUCGUGUUCCUCAGUCGGAACCAUAGGCUCUGGGCUGGAAAGCACUGACAUGUCAGGUGGUGAGCUUAGCAGAGAGAAACGAGUUGUGGCCUCCGACACCAGCAUCACUGAGGCUUCCGCUGUGAAGGCGGGACUUCUCACAGCAGACCCCAGGGCCUGGGCUUGGGGCAGUCAGCUGGGCUUAGGCAGAGAGGGGUUCACAUAUCAUUUCACAUCUGAAAUUAAUUCCCUUUGCUUCUCCCUGUGGUGUUUCCACCAUAAAUGGGAUGGUGUCUAAGAGACACUGUUGGUGAACUAACUGCCUUAGAACUUAGCUUUGUGGAAUCAUAGGAUGUUAGUGCUGGGAGGAGGACUUCAGCCUACCUGCCUGGCAACCUGUCUCCCUCCCUCCUUCCUUUCUCCCUGCCUCCUCCCCUUUCUCCUUCCCUCCCUUCCUCUUUUCUUCCUCCCCUUAAACAUUUCUGGAAAGCCUAUUCUGCUUUGGUCUGUGGUUGGACUUAGGAAGACAUAAGGAUAAACAAAGGCAUUAUCUGUGUCUUCUGGGGGUGCAGGGCCCAGAGAUUAUAGACCCAGUCCCACGUGCUGGGUGCUCUGGGAGGGUUAGGAGCUGUAAGAGUCUAUCAGGGAGUGGGAUCUGCUAUCCAAUCACCUCAUUUGACAGGCCCCCCGGCUGAGCCAGUCAGGGACGUGGAGAGUGCAGGCUUUAUCCCAGGCCUCCAGGCUCCUGAUCCAGGGCUCCGUUCUUGGCCAAACUUUUGUGUCUUGGCUUGGGCUUCCUGUGGGGGGGUUGUUGUGGAACCUGUGCCCUGUGCACAACACUGUUCUCAGUGCUGACUCUCACCUGCAUUCUGAGCUCUGGUCCUGGUUGGGAAAACCUCAGGUGGCUCUGAGUCUCAGUCUGCUGGUCAGGAAUGUAGGGGAGUAGCCAAGGGGAUGAAAUGAUCCCAAACACCUGCUAAACCAGGAAGAACUGCAAAGGACAGUGGAUGGUUAUUACUUGCUUGAGCUCUGCCUAUUUCUCCCAGGGAGGGAAUUUCUGGGAAAGAUUCCAGUUACCUGAGAUUUCUAGCCACUGCAUGGUUAAUUGAACCCAGUUCUUGAAACCAUGGAAUAUAAAAACUAGAAGGUUCUUAAAGACCAUUUUGUUCCACUUUAGGAAACAGGCCCAGAGCAAAGAUGUGACUGGGUCAAGUCAUGCCUGGGGCUCUACUGAGUGCCUGCUGUGGACAGAGCCCUCUACUGGAAGCCCUCUGGGUACUAGUUAUGUUCCAGAUGGGCAGUGUUUGGGGGAGGCUCCCUGGUGACACAGACAUCAGGAUUCCCACAGCUGAGGGUGUUGCAGGUUGGAAUCUGCCCCAGCCAGGGCCCUCGUAGGAGCUGAGGAUUGGAGCAUCGGGAUCCAGCCCACAGAGGAGUUGGGACACCUGGCUGCUGGCCAUAUUCCUGCCUGUGGGUCUUAGGGCCAGUCCUUCCUCUCCCUCAAUGUCUCAGUUUCCUCAUCUCUACAACUAGAAGCUUUGUAAAAAUCUUCAGCGUCUGUACAAUGUCCUUAUUUUGGGGGGACAUUCAUGAUGAAUGGAUCUAAACCAUAAUUAAUAUUUCUCAUUAUACUAGCUAGCAUUUAUCAAGCUACGUUAAGCACUUUCCCUAUAUUAUCUCCUGUAAUCAUCAUGAGACCCCUUUGGGUAAGGAGGCUCCCAUUGUACAGAUGAGGAGACAGAGGCUUAAAGCAAUUCCAGGACUUGCCCUUGGUCAGGCACCCAAUGGAGGGAACGGCACCCAAUGGAGGGAACUGCACCCAGAUCUGUAGAGCCCCAAAGUCUGUGCUCCAAACCUCUGUCUUAGCUUCCCAGACAGUGACACCAGAACAUGAGGGAUCCUGACCAAGAUGCCCCUGCAGGAUAGUACGGGGCCCUCCUCCAGGGACAAAUGCUCUAGGAGGCUGUCAUCGUCCGGGAAGCAGCCUGUGCUUAUAGGUGCCUCUCCCUAACCCUGCCGCCUACAGCAGUAGCGACUUACCCACAGUGGCACUGGAGGGGAACUGAGGCCAUCGUCACAUUUUUAAGGUGAGGAAAGAUGCCCAGAGAUAGCACAUGUUAAGUGACAACACGAAUGACUUGCCCAGGGCUACAUGGCCAGCUUGUGGCUCAACUGGGACUCACCAGUCUCCUGACUUUCAGGAUAUAGUUUUUCUGCUGCAGCCAGUGUUUAUAAGAAAAACAUUUUUUCAAAGGCUCAGAGAGACCUGGUGUUGACUCUGGAAGCCUUCUGCCAUGUUCCUCCACAGCCCUGUCACCACGCCACCAUGCAGUGCAGACUACCCAUUGAAUUAUUAUUCAAGGGAAAUCGAUUCCCGUAAACAAAACAACCAUCAUGUCUUCCUUUGUGCUAAACCCACUGCUCCAGGCUUGAAAGGCAGCAAAAACAAGUAAAUGACUCAGUGCUUAGCCAAGCACAAAGAAAGGUGGCUCAAGGUCAGAGGCAGCGUCUGAGACCAUUUCAGCAAUGCUGCUGCGGCAGCUCUGCCCACUAAUCACCUGGUGCCCAGAGACAGCAUGUGCUCAUCGCCCUUGACUUUGCUGAGAGCAGGGAGGAAGCAGAGCAGUGCUUAGAAACAACUGAGGCAGAGUAGAGUGCUGGCCAAUUUAGUGAGUGAAUUGGUGAAUAAAUUAUAUUUAUUGAGUGCUCAUGUUGUGCCAGGCAUGGUGCCAGGUGCCGGGGAGCUAGUGAUGAACAAAACGUCGUCCCUGCCCUCCGGGAGUUUGUGGUCUGGUGUGUGUGUAUACAGACGUUAAAUGACGAAUCCCACAAACGUACGUGGGAGCUGGUUGUGCUGAACACUAUCAAAUCCAGUCUCAGGGACAGUUAUCUGGGAGAGGUGGAGGAGGGGAUGACCAAAGUCAAUUCCGAAUUCUGAAGGUUGGCAGCAUAAAAAGUGUAAUGAGCAAAGCAGCAGAUACUUCUCAGAUAUCAUCCUUGACAUCCGUGUAACAUUUGACAAGGUUGGCCUCUCUGGUCUUUUUUGUUUGUUUGUUUGAGACAGAGUCUCCCUCUGUCACCCAGGCUAGAGGGUGGUGAUAUAAAUAUGGCUCACUGCAGCCUCGACACCUGGGUUCAAGUGAUCCUCCCACCUCAGCUUCCCAAGUAGCUAGGACCACAGGCACGUGCCAUUGCUCCCAGCUAAUUUGAAAAUUUUUUUUUUUUUGUAGAAACGGGGUUUUGCUAUGUUGACGAGGCUAGUCUCGAACUCCUGAGCUCAAGCAAUCCUCCUGCCUUGGCCUCCCAAAGUGCUGGGAUUACAGGUGUGAGCCACUAUGCACAGUCUCUCUGGUCUUUCUAAAGUCCUCUCCUCUUCUGUUUUCUAACUAUUCUUCCCUGACUUUCCUCCUGUCUCUCUGAAUGCUCCUUCUCAGGUUCCUUUGUGGAUUCAUCUUCCGUGAAGCUUCCUCAGGGUUCUCUUCUCUUCCUAGGAGCAUUCCUGCAGAAAUCUCAUCUAUUCAAAGCCUUAAGUAUCUUCUGCCCUGGCAUCUUAACCCCUCUACCUGCAGGCCAGUCCUCCCUAGGAGCAUUGGAAGCAUGCUCACUGUGGCCUCCUGCAUGUCUGUGUCUGCACAGCAUCUCAGACCUCAACAUGUCCUCAACUGGUAUAGUUAAAAGAACAAUCUGAACUCAGAGUCUCCUCCUACUACUUCGUAGCUGUGUGAAAUUGAGGGAGCUCCAGAAGCCCCUGGAGGCUCUGGACUCAUCAUCUGAAAUGAGGACAGGAUACCAACCACAACAGCUGUUGCAAAGCUAAGUGAAAUAGUGUUGCACAAUGCCUAGCACAGUGCCCAGCACAAACUAGACACUAGCAAGCACAGGUUGCCUUGGCCCAAAACUUGGAUCACCUUUGCCUCUUCCUUCUCCUUCACUCUUUAUGUCUAUUUGUUCACUGUAUCUUGUCAAUUCCAACUCAUAAACAUCCCUUUAAGUCAUUCCCUCCCUGCAACCCCUCUGCUACUGCCCUAACCCAGACCAUCUGAUGGAUCUUUUUGCUUUCAGAGAAUAACCUUCCAAAAAUACCUUUUGUGGGGCCCAUUGCCUACCUGUAUCAUAAACUUCAGGUUCUUUACCAAGUCAUGCAGGGAAUGUCCCAAGCUGGCUUACUCACCUUCCCAGAGAUCCUCCUGCCACCUCCCUGCCCUAUCCCAUACUAUUCCAGGCACCUUUGCACACUCUGUUCAAACACCUGGAAUGGCCCUCACACUCCUAAGUUCCUCUCUCCUUCCUUUUAUCUGGCCACUUUUGCAGAAGUCAGGUAAUGGCCCCCUGCAUCCUCCCCUCUAGAGACCUGGGCUGGGCACUCUCUCCUCUGUGCUUCUGCUGCAACCAUCACCGACUCCAUUAGGACAUCCUCACAGCACACAGCAUAAGGGCCCGUGUGUCCUUGAUAGAAGGUUUGCCUUCUCCCCAAGGGAAGACACGAUAUCUAAGCUCAUUUUGUAUUGCCAGCACUGGCGGGGAAGCACAUGCCAUGGCCACUCAACACAUGUUUACUACAGUAAUGAGGUCUCUGGUUCCUGGGGGACUCCAGCAGUUCAGGAUACCCCGCUAAUAAACUGAGUAACACCUUGGGGAAAUUGUCAGCUGAGGAGAGUCCUCUAUUGAUUUUUUUACCUAGCACAUCCCAGGAAGGCAGAGACUCCUCCUGCCUGUCCAGGGGAGCUCGGGGCUCAGGAGGCUGAAAUGUCUGUCUAGUGGGGGCUUAUGGGCUUGGCUAGCCUCUUUUUGUUUUCCCUCAUUAUAAUCCUGCUCAUCUGCUUUUUGCUGGCUAGCCAAUCCUUUUUCCUCUAGUUUAAAUGAAAGAAGGGAGAGACAUUUUCUGUGUUUCUUGUUGUCUACUUCUUCCCUUCCUCAAAGCCACACAAACAUGUCAGGCUCUUACAUCACUGUGGCUGAGGUGCAGCCUGGGAAGCAAUGUAAGAGGGAUUUAUCAAUGGUGUUUAAAAAACUAGAGGAACAUGCUGAAUGCUUUGGCUGGGAAACAGGUGAGCUGAGCUUUGCAGGAUGUCUGCUCCAGAUGCGAAGGGGAAGACCAGGAGCAUGGGGUUGUUUCCUGGGGGAAAAAAGGUGCUGCUUCUCUGAGCUCAACACACGCCCUGACCUAGUCUCCUCCCUGUAACCAGAGCACCCUCUGGGAAGAGGCUAACUGUGGCUCAGGGGUCAGGUGAGGCCAGGCGAGGGGUGCACCAGUGGCCAGGGUGUGCCUUGUGCUAUUGUUUAGAGGUCUAGUCAAACGAGGCCAGUCUGUGGAGGCUGAUUCCAUCCUACGGGGCAUCCUAAUAAACCAGUGUGAUCUUCAAAGGGUAGACUGGAUAGAUCUACAGUGUGAUCUUCAAAGGGUAGACUGGAUAGACCUACAGUAUAGAUCUACAGUAUAGAUCUACAGUCUACCCUUUGAAGAUCACAUGGGUUUAUUAGGAUGCCCUGUAGGAUGGCCUUCUGAUGGCCUGCAUCAGAAUCACCUGGGUGCUUGUUAAAACUAUGGACUGAGAACCUGGGGGAGAGGUGGCGCCUGGGAAUCAGCAUGUGUGAGGCCCUAUCUGUUCCCUGAGCAUACAACUGCUUGUGGUUCAGAAGUUGCCACCAGUUGAGUGGCCAUGUAUGGCUUGAAAUUCAGACUGGAGCCUUGAGUAGGAAAAGAAUGAAAAGAAGAAUUUGGCACACAACCCAACUUCUGCCUUUUCUGUACAUACAAAUAUAAUAUAUAACCCACUAUGUACCUAGCAACAAAAGUCAAGUGCUCGGGAAUCUAACAUUUACAAAAUUGGUUUUGCUUUAACACAAACAAAGAUUUCUUUUUCAUUUGUAAUUAUGGUAAAAUACACAUAACAUAGAAUUUAUCAUCUUAACCAUUUUUAAGUGUACAGUUCAGUAAUGGUAAGUACAUUCACACUGUUGUAUAUUCUGUCUCUGGAACUCUUCUCAUCUUGCAAAAUGAAAACUUUAAACCCAUUAAAUGACAAGUCUUCACUUCCCCCUUCCCCAGCCCCUGGCAAUCGCAAUUCUACUUUCUUUCUCUAUGAAUUUUACUGCUCUAGGUCCCUCAUAUAAGUAGAAUCAUAUAAUAUUUGUCUUUCUGAUGACUGGCUUAUUUCACUUAGUAUAGUAUACCAGAGACUUUUUAGAAUCACUUAGGUGCAAGCAGCUCUCAAAUGACAUUAACUGUUUUGGGUGUCCCUAAAGCAGAAAUCUGAUUUUUGUUUUUGUUUUUGCCUUGGGCAGUUGUCCUGGGCUGGUCGUUGGCCCCUGGCUUCCUGAGACCUUGGCCCCUUGCUGAGGGAGAGUGCAGACCUGGCCUUGCUCUGCCACCUGGGCUCCACUGUCCUGGCCAGCAUGUCCUGAGAGACAAUAGCCUUGCUGAUCUUUUAGAAGUCUUUAGGUAUUUUCCCCUGCACAGUCUCUUCUGAGAACCUUUCUUUUUUUUUUUUUUUAUUUCAAAGGAAAAAAACCAAAAGCAAAAACAUACACUUCCAUGACUUAGCUGUUGGCCACAAAAGCCAGAAAUCAGUGACUCUCUCUUCAGUUGAAGAUGGUUCCCAUGGCAACAAAUCUCUCAUUUCCUUCAACUAAAUGAUCUGCUCAGCUUUGGGGUAAAAGUUCUGUUUUCUCUAGAAUUGCCAUUUGCAACCUUGUGUGUACAUAGGAAUCACCUGGAAGUCUUUAUAAAAUAAUCCCCAAGCCAGGUCCUUUACUUCCCGGAGGAUCUGAUUCAGCAGGCCUGGGGAUAGGGCCUGGUAUCCCUAUUUUGAAAGAUCUCAUUAAGUGGUUCUGUCUCACAUGGUUGGGAGUCAUUACCCUAAGGCAGGCAGUCUAUGCCUUGGUGCACGCUAGAGUCGUCUGAAGAGCUUUAAGAAAUACUCGUGCGACCCCACCCCUUGACAUUCUGAGUCAGGUGGUCUGAGAUGUGACCUGAAUAUUAGGAUUUCACAAAUUCUCCAGAUGUUUCUAAUGUGCAGCCAGCCUUGAGAACCACUAUUCUAGGUCAGCAGUUCUCAAACUGGAGGCUGCCUCAGAAUCUCUUGGAGAGCUCCUUGAUUAUGGGCCCCGCCCCAGAGUUAUUUGGUGAGGCCAGGGUGGAGCAUCUCUAACAAGUUCCCAGGUGAUGCCAAUGCUGGUCCAGGGACUGCACUUGGAGGCUCAUGGCUCUAGAUGAUCCUUUAAUGAGAUUGGCCCUGUUCUGCUGCCCUGUUCUUUUUCCUGGUUGGGGGUUGGUGGACCCUUCCUUCCCUCAGUCUGACUCAGGCGUGAGACUUCUUAAAGGUACCAGCUUUUCUUUUUCUGAACAUUUUAGCAUUCAGAUAAAUAUUAUGACAUAUUUUUAAAGCAAAGUAACAUAGAUUUCUUCUCCCGGGGCUAGGAGCCUCAGAGUCUGCCUGAAUUAAGAAUUUAUCUGUGCCUAAGAUUAGGAUGCAUUUAGUGAUCUGAGCUAAGGGGUUGGUGGAUCUGCAGCAAUAGGUUCAGCCUGUGCCUGGGUGAGGGUCACCUUGUGACCGGCGCUGGGUAGGAUCUGAGUACCACACACUUGGCCCUCUAGCAUGGGGAGGACCUGUCUGGUCCACCUGGGGGAAAGCCUGGUUUUCUGAUGCAGACCCAGCCCUCUGCCCACCUCCACAUCUGUGCACAAACAUGGAAGGUAGCAAUGAGGAAACACAGCACCAGGACUGCCGUGAGCCCAGGAGCUAGGGUUAGAGCCUCACUUCUUUAUGCAUUUCCUUUUCUAUCAUACUUUGGAACAGGCUUGAGCUGAAACCAGAGAGUUAGUACCUGGUUUCUGCCUCAAUCUAGUCUCCCUCCUCCAAAGAUGCCCCCACAACGUGGGCAACUUCAACCCCCAUGAGAGCUCAGAAUUCCACAUUCAGCGACAAAGUUGACAAGAGCCUCUGGAGAUCUCAAAGACUUAUUAAAAGUGGAAAUGGCUACUGUUUUACUGAGGCAGGGUGAAAACACAACUCACUUCCUAGGAUCGAACCCAGCAAAUUCACUCAGCCCCCAGGUAACUGAGGACUCAGUUGAAGGAAAAUAAUUUUGAGCCCCUGAAAAUAGAUGCUAUAAAGCUGUGUAUCAAGGGCCAACCAUUUUGCUAAUAUCACAUAUCUCACGGCAUUUGCUUUGAUUUUAAAUUCAGUUCUAGUGAACUUGGUUCUGAUUUCUAAUGACAAAGCAAACUAAGAGAAUGAUGACAUGUGCUAGAUAAAGCAAGAAGUGGCAGCUAAUAGCCUAAAUUGUGAUGGCAUUAAGAAGACCAAAACUAGUUUACUUGUUCAACGACAGCUUGUCUUUGGAAAAAAAAAAACACUACAUUAAGGAUAAGAAAAUAUGUCCAGGCAUGGUGGCUCACAUCUGUAAUCCCAGCAUUUUGGGAGGCUGAGGCGGGAGAUCGCUUGAGCUCAAGAGUUGACGACCAACCUGGGCAACAUGGCAAAACCCUGUCUCAAUAAAGAAUACAAAAGCACACCUGUAGUCAGUCCCAGCUACUCAAGAGGUUGAGGUGGGAGACUGGCUUGAGCCCAGGAGGCAGAGGUUGCAGUGAGCUGAGAUCAUACCACUACACUCCAGCCUGGGUGACAGAGCCAGACCCUGUCUCAAAAUAAUAAUUAAAAAAGACCAAAACUAAAUACAUAUCUCAGGAACCAUCAAGUAGCCUGAGGUCGUUGGUCGUUUAGUGGGGAAGAGAGGGAGAAUAUGUUAUAAUAACCCCGGGAGCAACACAGCAUUUCAGCUCAGUUCACCCUGUGACAUCCAGGACAUGCAGAGGUAAAAAAGCGUUCCAACAAUGUUCAAUACACUGUCUAAGAAGGCAGGGCUGCGUUUUAUCCACUUUAGAAUUAUUUCCAUCCCCAAACAGUUAAAAUACUUUCACAAAAGUCUUGGUGCUUAAAAGAUAAAUGCUCAGUGACCUGGAAGUUCACAUAAAUGAAACGGUUGAUGAUCUGAUGAUGAAGGAUAGGCGAGAUGGGUAAACUCACUCUUUUUUUUUUUUUGAGAUGGAGUCUCACUCUGUCACCCAGGCUGGAGUGCAGUGGCAUGAUCUCGGCUCACGGCAACCUCCGCCUCCCAGGUUCAAGUGAUUCUCCUGCCUCAGCCUCCCAAGUAGCUGGGAUUACAGGCGCCCACCACUUUGCCCAGCUAAUUUUUGGUAUUUUUAGUAGAGACGGGGCCACCAUUUUGGCCAGGCUGGUUGUGAACUCCUGACCUCGUGAUUCGCCCACCUCCUCCUCCCAAAGUGCUGGGAUUAUAGGUGUGGGCCACCGUGCCCGGCCAAACUCACUCUUUUGAACUUAACAUUUUCCCCCUGACAUUGGAGACUCUCCUGCUACCUCUCUCCUAAGAAAAAAGGGCAGGUGGUGGGGGGACAAGCCCCUUCCACCUUCCCAUCUCCAAGGGACUUUGCAGUGUGGGUGAUGGUGUGGCUGAUCAUCCUCUUUCUGCACCUCUGAUUCUGCUUGUGUUGUCCUUAUUGUGUGGGGCAGGAGGGUCAGGACUUCAGCUAGGGGUGUGCUGGCUCUGCAGUGACUCAGGCCUGGGUGUUUUUUGGUGAAUUUAAAAAGAUGACCAUUUCUGGGGGAAAGUGACACUUUUACUUUCUCCACACCUUCACCAUCCAUUUUCUUACUGGACUUCGCUGCGUUCCUGCAAGGAGGACAGGGCAGAGAGUAGCAACCCUCCUUGCCGAGGCCCAGAAAGAUAGCGUGGUGUGCCCAGGGCACCCAUGGUGGGUGAUGGACAUCUCCUUUUGGGUGCCAAGGCUUCCUCAAGGUGGGAGGAACUGGAGGGCAGGGGACGGUGGCCAGUGUCCCGCUCUAGCCCUCUAGGGCACCUUUUUCUCCCCUCUGAAGUUGUUAGGCUGAUCUGGAGUCUGCUCCAGGCCUGGGCUUCACCCUGGCCUCAUGCCCUGCCCAGCACCUGUGUGGAGGGACCUGUUCGUAUUCAUUCCUCUUUGGGGGCCAAGCUCAGGGCACCCGAACCAGCAGCCUUGGGUGGCUGAACCUAGUGGGACAGAAGGGAGGCAGUUGUAUCUGGCAGAGUCACCCAAGGCCACAGGCCUGAGCAAAGCAGGAGAGCGGGGCAAGCUGGGGUCAGGGACCAUGGUGCUGGCCCCCUGCUGCUCUGGCCAUGUGGGAGGCAGCUGGAGGGGUCCCAAGUGGCAGCUCCUGCCAGACUACCCCGGACUCCCGAGCCCAUCGUCCUGUACUCUUCUCCAGUGGGACGUCUGGCCCUCACUGUGGCUAGCUUCUGGGCAAGUCCCUCUGCUCAAGAUCACUUUAUGGGGCAGCUGGUGCCCCCUGGGGCUCCCACACUCUGCACAUACAAUUUAGGGACCUGGCAGGGUCUUGGUGGCCUGCAGCUUCCCUUUCUGGAACCGACUCGCCUCCCAUCAGAGAGCCAUAACUCUUCUUCAAUACAGUAUUGUUUGAACUUUGAAAUAUAUGCAUUUGUCUAUGUAUUUUCUUAAAAAUUAACACUGUAUCUCAAUAAGCAUACAAUGGAUUGUUCAAUGGUACAGUUUGGAACCAAUCCCCCGCCACUUCCCUCCCCAAGUAAAGCCAGGACAGAUGCUGGAGUCAGCAUGGGAGCUGUGGAAACCUUUUGCCCUGGAGCCAGGUGCCUGUGGCUGUGCCUGGGAGUGGCUUCAGCCCAGGCGUGGUGUCAGUUUCCUGGCACCCCUGCCCAGGAGCCUGCAUGAAGGCAGCCGGGUCUCUCUCUGAGUGGCUGGUGCACCGGCUCAUUUCUGAGUGGCCUCCUGCGUAUGAAGAAAAAGCGGCCACGUGGCAUGCCUCCCUUCCCUCCCUUGCUUUCCUCUCAAAGAGCCAAGUCACGCUGCACUGCGCUCCGUGGAGCCUUUCCCGAUGGAGAAGAGAAGGGAGGCCUGAGAUGUCCUUUGCUGGGAUGUGGAGAAACACCAUCUAUAUGAAAAGCCCCUUGCUUGCUCUGCUGAUUUUCUCCCUCCCCUGGCCCUGGAGAGAAAGGCUGUGCCAUUCAAAGACAGUUUGGGGACAUGGGGGCUGCAGGCCUGAUCUUAUUUUUAUGCAAAUUUUGUUCUGGGAGCAGUGGUUUAUACAAACUCCUGUAGCAUAAUUCCAGCUUGUGUGUGGCUGUCCUUGAGUAGUGAUUCUGAAGUGAUGACUGUGAUGCUAUGCCUAAAAACAUCAUCAGGGUACUUUGUAUCUGUCACUGUGUUUGAACGGCCCUCAAUUUCUAUCUAAUAAAACCAGUCAAAUGGUUCACCUA